UUCAGUUGCAGUUUUAUCCUCAAAGACGAUUCAUCAUAUACUCUUACUCCAGUAUCGCUAAAGAAGCUAAAAGUGUUUUCAAAAUGAAAUUCUUGAUUUUCUGUCUGAUUGCUCUGUUUGCCAUAGCCUCGGCGCGUCCCCAGUUCGGAUUCGGCGGAUUUGGUGGCGGGCUUGAGCAGCAGCAACAGCAGGGCGGUUUUGGACAAGGAUUCGGUGGUUUCGGUUCCUUUGGACAGCAGCAACAGCAGGAAAGUUUUGGCGGAAAUGGAAACUUUGGUCAGCAGCAACAAGAGUUUGGUGGUUUCGGCGGUUUUUACGGUUAAAUACUAAUGAACUGAUAAUUUGUCUUAUAUGUAAAUUUAUUAAAAAACUAAAUGGAAAUCUACCUAACGUGUGCUUUGAAAUUCUGUGUAGUUUAAAUGUGGGUCAAGCUGAUUUUUUGAUCUGCUUAAUUGGUUACUGCGACAUCACAAGCAUUAAUAUAUACAUCAUAUUUUUAUUCAAAAUAUUUAUUAUUCAAAAUUUUGUUCUGGUCUCC
Drosophila melanogaster (fruit fly) is the source of this 538-nucleotide messenger RNA. RefSeq lists its product as uncharacterized. The transcript is spliced from 2 exons. The record is from RefSeq and is marked reviewed. Bases 84 to 323 code for a protein of 79 amino acids. Lineage: Eukaryota; Metazoa; Arthropoda; Insecta; Diptera; Drosophilidae.